AUGGACGGAACCAUGGAACCUUAUUUUUCCCCUUCUCUUCACAUUUCAAACUGUGUUACUAUAAAACUCACCGAACAAAAUUACAUCAUUUGGAAGUCUCAGUUUGAAUCAUUUCUGCGCACUCAAGCCCUUCUUGGCUUUGUCAAUGGAGCUGUCAAACCACCUGCUGAGAAGAUUCCUAUUCGCAACAACAAUACUGGUAGAACCGAAGACAUACUCAACCCAGAUUUUGAAAGCUGGUCCAAAUCUGAUCAAGUAGUUAAGGCAUGGCUGCUUGGCUCCAUGACUGAGAAUGUUCUGCGACUGUUGGUCGGCUCUGCAACUGCUCAAGAGGUAUGGGAAACCUUAAUCUCUAACUUUAACCGGACAUCAUCCUCUAGGCUAUUUGAGCUACAAAGACGUCUGCAAAAUGCUGAAAAACUAAAUAAAAGCAUGUCAGACUACCUUAGAGGAAUCAAGGAUAUUUGUGAUCAACUAGCUUCUAUAGGAGACUCGGUUAGUGAAAAGAUGAAGAUAUUUGCAGCUUUAAGAGGCUUAGGUCGUGAGUAUGAGCCGAUUAUCACUGUUAUUGAGGACUCAAUGGAUCGAUUGCCUGCACCUACCUACGACAAUGUGAUAUCUCGUCUUACCGGAUAUGAUGAUAGACUCCAAGGUUACUCUGUCUCCACUGAUGUCUCACCACACUUGGCUUUCAACACUAUGAGAUCGUCUAACUACUCAAACAGAGGACGUGGAAACAGAGGUAGAGGACGAGGUAGUUACUCCACCAGAGGUCGUGGCUUUCACCAACAAUUUUCAUCCUCCACAAGCUCACCUCGACCUGUCAGCACAAAUGAGAAUCCGGUUUGUCAAAUCUGUGGGAAAAGAGGACACAAUGCUUUUGAGUGUUGGUACAGGUUCGACGAAGAAUAUCAACAACCGGCUCAACCUGCAAUCAAUGCAGCAGCUUUCUCUGCUCUCCACAUUACUGAUGUUACGGAGGACAACAGUUGGUAUCCAGAUUCUGCUGCAACGGCUCACAUCACCAGCUCCGCUCAACGUCUUCAACAAACUCAGCCAUAUCAUGGGACUGACAUGGUAAUGGCAAGUCAUGGAAAUUUCCUUCCAAUCACCCAUGUUGGUUCCGCCAAUCUUCCCACAACGUCAGGUAACAUUCCUCUCAAAGACGUGCUGGUUUGUCCUGAAAUAGCAAAGAAUCUACUGUCUGUUUCAAAGUUAACUAAAGAUUAUCCAUGUGCUGUCACCUUUGAUGAUCUUGAUGUUAUUAUUAAGGACAAAGCAACGCACAAACUCCUGACAAAGGGAAGGGAAAAUAACGGUCUUUAUAAGUUGGAUGAUCUGAAGUACCAGAUGCUAUACUCUACAAGACAGAUCAAGACAAGUGAUGAGGUGUGGCAUCAAAGACUAUGA
Molecule: messenger RNA, 1410 nt
Organism: Camelina sativa (false flax)
Lineage: Eukaryota; Viridiplantae; Streptophyta; Magnoliopsida; Brassicales; Brassicaceae
Source: RefSeq, a predicted model, not a curated record